Molecule: messenger RNA, 2379 nt
Organism: Zymoseptoria tritici IPO323
Lineage: Eukaryota; Fungi; Ascomycota; Dothideomycetes; Mycosphaerellales; Mycosphaerellaceae
Exons: 1
Coding region: 1-2379 (792 amino acids)
Biological process (GO): monoatomic cation transport
Cellular component (GO): membrane
Molecular function (GO): ATP hydrolysis activity; ATP binding; metal ion binding
Source: RefSeq, a predicted model, not a curated record
AUGACCUGCACAGGUUGUAGCAAGAAGAUGCUGAACGUGCUGAACGCCAUACCCGGACUCUUCAAUGCGCAAGUCACGUUUGUGUCAGGCAGCGCUGAGUUCGAACUGGACACCAACGCUUCUGGCAACACGGAGAAAGUGCUCGCGCGGAUCGAAAAGGAAACUGGUUUCAAGUGCUUCCGCAUCAUCAGUGGACGCCAAGACCUCUCCGUGGUCAUGACUGCGGAGACUGCCAAUGCUUUGCAGAAUGCUUUUCCAGCUGGUUUGAAAUCCGUCGUCAAGAGCAAGAAGGAUCUCUACACCGUCACGUAUGAUCCUACCAUCAUUGGGGCCCGAUCUUUGCUGCCACCCAAUGCCAAACUUGCGCCUCCUUCCGAUGCUGCAGAAAUCGCUGGAGGUAAGCGUCGCCUGAUUGAGACAGCUUUAAGCACUGCCAUGGCUGCCAUCCUCACCAUUCCUGUCGUGGUGCUUGAGUGGUCUUCGAAUCCCAUACCCGAGCAGACAGUCUCGAUCGUCACUCUCGUACUUGGCACGUGUGUGCAGAUCAUUGCAAUACCAGAGUUCUACGUUGGCGCGCUGAAGUCCUUGAUCUACAGCCAUGUCAUAGAGAUGGACAUGCUGGUGGUUAUAAGCAUCACGGCUGCCUACGCUUAUUCUGUGGUAGCAUUUGGUUUGGAACGAGCUGGUGUCCGACUGGAACAAGAAGCCUUCUUCGAAACAAGCACCAUGCUCAUCACAUUGGUAUUGCUAGGCAGGCUGAUUGCUGCGUGGGCUCGAAUGCGUGCGGUGUCUGCCGUCUCGAUGCGAUCGCUACAGGCUGAGAGCGCCACACUCGUAUGCGACAAUGGCGGCACGACUGCCAUGGACGCACGUCUUUUGCACUCUGGCGACACCAUCGCCAUUGGGCCGCACUCGCGCGUCGUCACCGACGGCGAGAUCGUGUCUGGGGUCAGUGAGAUCGAUGAAUCCAUGAUCACCGGCGAGAGCCUGCCAGUUCCCAAGCAGCCAGGAGACAAGGUCAUCGCCGGUACCUUGAACGGCUCCGGCAGUCUCCACGUAGCCAUUAGUCGGCUUCCAGGCGAAAACAGCAUCACUGACAUCGCCACUCUGGUCGAGAAUGCGGUCGCCGCCAGACCGAAGGUACAGGAAUUGGCCGACAAAGUGGCCUCCUGGUUCAUACCAGCGGUUGUCGGCAUUGCCAUAAUUGUGUUCUGCAUCUGGAUAGCUGUGGCCCUGAAAAUCCGCAAUCGUGAUGGUGGAGGUGCUGUCGGCCUUUCAGUCACCUACGCGAUUGCUGUUCUAGCUAUAAGCUGUCCCUGCGCGCUUGGGCUAGCGGUGCCGAUGGUGCUUGUCAUCGCUGGUGGCAUUGCUGCUCGAGCCGGCGUUAUCAUCAAGGCAGCUGAUGCCAUUGAACGCAGCUACAAGAUAACCGAUGUGAUCUUCGACAAGACUGGAACCUUGACGGAAGGCGAUCUGCAUGUUGUGCUCGAAGAGACCAGCUUAGGCCAGAACUUGCAGCUGGAAGAGGCUCAAUCUCUGGCGUACGCAAUCGUCGAAGGUAACGCGCACCCGGUAUCCGUCUCCGUCGCCGCAUACCUGAAAGAGAAGAGGCCCGAUCUUUCGAAGAAGCCACUACACUCUGUGACCUCCAUCCCCGGAGCUGGAAUCGAAGCGCAAUUCGGAAACCUUACUGUGAAAGCUGGCAACCCGAGUUGGCUCGGACUGGAAAACGACCCUCAUGUCACCAAGCAUUCGACAACAGCAAUGACAAUUCUCUGCAUCACACUGGACGACAAGCUCAUCGCCAUCUUUGGGCUCAAAAGCACGCUGCGCUCUGAAGCUUGUUCAGUGCUCGCAGACCUCGCAGCGCGGGACAUCACCUGCCAUAUCGUCAGCGGCGACAAUUCUGCCGCAGUCCUAGCCGUUGCCACCCUGCUGAACGUAGCACCCUCCAACAUCUUAUCUUGCAGCUCACCCGCGCAGAAGCAACAAUACGUCCAAACCCUCCAAAGCCGUGGCAAGCAGGUCCUCUUCUUAGGAGACGGCACCAACGACGCCGUUGCUAUUGCGCAAGCAGACGUCGGCGUACAGAUGGGCUCCGCCUCGGACGUUACUGGCGCUGUCGCAGAUGUUGUCUUGCUUUCGCACAAUCUCGAAAGUUUGCUUGCGCUUCUGGAACUAUCCCGCUCGGCUGUGAGGAGGAUCGUGUUCAAUUUCGCUUGGGCGGCGAUCUACAAUGUCUUUGCGAUCCUGCUGGCGUCUGGUGCAUUUGUCAAGUUCCGCAUCCCGCCUGCGUAUGCUGGACUGGGUGAAAUUGUCAGCGUAUUGCCGGUCAUUAUCGCUGCUGCCACGCUCGCCGUUGGCAGGAAGAAGACGUGA